AUGCCACCACCCGCCACCGCUUAUUUGCACCGAGAGCAUAUGGGCGUAGAAAUUGAUGAUGACAAGUUGUCGGUCGUUCUGAAUUCAGAAAACUAUGAAAAUUCUGUUAUUGCAUCUACUGCUCAGCAACCUUUAGAAAGGAUGACCGCUCAUCACUCAGAUUUAACUAACGCAGACUCGAAGAUACCUAACCACUUCUUUGAUGAGUCUGGUCGUUCUCGCACCAAAAAGGCGUGUUUUUGUAAAUUUUCAAGAGCAGUUUCAAAUAAUACCCCUCUAGCUAAUCCUGGCACACACUUCCUUGCUAAAUUAAUUAAUUAA
This is a messenger RNA of Heterobilharzia americana, 321 nucleotides long. Lineage: Eukaryota; Metazoa; Platyhelminthes; Trematoda; Strigeidida; Schistosomatidae. The record is from the annotation of a GenBank genome assembly.